Molecule: messenger RNA, 1034 nt
Organism: Desarmillaria tabescens
Lineage: Eukaryota; Fungi; Basidiomycota; Agaricomycetes; Agaricales; Physalacriaceae
Product: ras family-domain-containing protein
Exons: 6
Coding region: 104-796 (230 amino acids)
Biological process (GO): vesicle-mediated transport
Cellular component (GO): Golgi apparatus
Molecular function (GO): GTPase activity; GTP binding
Source: RefSeq, a predicted model, not a curated record
UGGAUGGAACCACGUGACAAACGCCGGUCUUUGCCGGUCCCCUUCAGCUGCAGUCUGAGCUACUGCAUCAUACGGUUGCUUCGUUUCCACGAUCUGCCCAGCCAUGGCCGGAAUAUCAUGGCACUAUGUUCUCAAAUUCAUCAUUACUGGUGACGCCGCAGUGGGCAAGUCGUCGCUGCUCGUCCGGCUCACUGACCAGCGAUUUUUGGCAAAUCCGGAUCCAACGCUAGGAGUCGAAUUUGGGUCGAAACUCAUUACAUUACCAGAAGAGAACAAAGUGAUUAAGCUUCAAUGCUGGGACACCGCUGGUACGGAGUCAUUUCGGUCAAUUACGCGUUCAUAUUAUCGCGGCGCCGCUGGAUGUCUCUUAGUCUAUGACGUGACAUCUCGGAAAAGCUUCAAAAAUGCACGGUCAUGGCUCGCCGACGUGCGCGAGCAUGCCGAUCCUCAUCUAACAUGCAUACUUGUUGGCAAUAAAGUAGACCUUUGUGAGGCAGAUGGACCAUCAAGCGAUACAGACACGAUUAGAUCCUCAUUUGCUGCACCUCGACGGCAAGUACCGACGGCUGAGGCUGAACAGUGGGCGCAGGAGGAGGGCUUACUCUUUGUCGAGGCUAGUGCCAAGUCGGGUCAGAAUGUGGAAGUUGCUUUCGAGCAGGCAGCGAAGAAUAUUCUAGACAAGAUCAAGAAGGGCGUUUUUGAUGAUGACCGGUCGCCGGGUGUUAAACUGUCGAAACCCAACAACAGUCUCACUCUAGAGCAAGGACCGGGUAGAUCAACCACUUGCUGUUCAUGAUACCCACGACUUUAAUGCCUUCAUGGUUUUAUCUUAUAUGUAUCGUUUGGUUUCGUGUUGUAUGUAGUAUUGUAAGUUUUCCAAUCUUCUCUCGGUGGAAGGUCCUUACCUUUUUGCCUUUUGCAGAGUAUAGACCACUUUCUUUCUGUAAUCGCAAUUUAACAAUAAACCUGACUAUCGGAGCAACACACCAUGUAUUUUCAUCGAGGCUAGAGUGUCAUAUCGGCCUUUCCUUUGU